Molecule: messenger RNA, 625 nt
Organism: Saccostrea cuccullata (small rock oyster)
Lineage: Eukaryota; Metazoa; Mollusca; Bivalvia; Ostreida; Ostreidae
Product: putative deoxyribonuclease TATDN2
Exons: 2
Molecular function (GO): hydrolase activity, acting on ester bonds
Source: RefSeq, a predicted model, not a curated record
UUUACCAGUUUUAAUGUUCUUUUCCAGAUGGUACCUAAGAAUUAUAAGAUCCACUGUCACUGUUUUACUGGUGACUACACAGGAGCGACCCGGUGGAUUGAAGCCUUUCCUAGACUGUUUAUAGGCCUGACUCCGAUGGUGACCUACAGACAAUGCGUCCAGACCCACAAUGUUGCACGCUAUAUUCCACUCAACAAAUUGUUGUUAGAGACAGAUGCACCAUACUUCUUGCCAAGAAAAAUUCCUAAGGAGGAAAUGGCUUUGUCCCACCCUGGUAUGGCCAUUACUGUAGCAGAGAGAGUGGCCUUCUUCCAGCAGUGCACAGUACAGAAAGUCCUCCAGGCCUGCAGGAACAACAUGAGGGAAAUGUACGGAAUCUAAAACUAAAGGAUAUUUAUAUCAAAUACUCAGAUCUUACAGAUCAAUCACACAUUAUCAUUCAAAAGAGUUACUCAGUGACAAUGAAAUAAUGUGAAAGCAUUUUAAGAACAGUCUAGGAUAUGAAUUAUCUUGAAUAAUUACUAGGUAUAAUAUUAUGAAAUUGUUUCACAUCUUUUUCUCAGGUUUUAGUCUGUAUUAAAAUAACUUAAAUCUGCAAUAUGAAUAAAUAUUAAUAUCCCUGAAA